Onychostruthus taczanowskii (white-rumped snowfinch) is the source of this 3209-nucleotide messenger RNA. RefSeq names its product nitric oxide synthase 3 (gene NOS3). Gene Ontology annotation, biological process: nitric oxide biosynthetic process. Gene Ontology annotation, molecular function: nitric-oxide synthase activity; FMN binding; calmodulin binding. Bases 165 to 3122 code for a protein of 985 amino acids. The record is from RefSeq and is a predicted model, not a curated record. The transcript has 22 exons. Lineage: Eukaryota; Metazoa; Chordata; Aves; Passeriformes; Passeridae.
AGGUGGCCGCAGACAUCGCGGCGUCGGGCUCGUACCGGCUGCGGGAGCCCGAGCUGGCCUUCGGAGCCAAGCAGGCCUGGCGGAACGCGGCGCGCUGCGUCGGCCGCAUCCAGUGGAACAAGCUGCAGGUGUUUGAUGCCCGGGACUGCGCGGGGCUGGGGGAGAUGUUCAGCCUCCUCUGCUCGCACAUCCAGUUCGCCACCAACCGCGGCAACAUCCGGUCGGCCAUCACCAUCUUCCCCCCGCGGGCUCCGGGGCGCGGCGAUUUCCGCAUCUGGAACCCGCAGCUGAUCCGCUACGCGGGCUAUCGGCAGCCCGACGGCUCCGUGCGGGGCGACCCUGCCAAUGUGGACAUCACCGAGGUGGGUCUCCAACACGGCUGGACCCCCGGGGGGGGCCGCUUCGACGUGCUGCCGCUGCUGCUGCAGAGCCCCGACGAGUCCCCCGAGCUCUUCCCGCUGCCCCCGGAGCUGGUGCUCGAGGUGCCGCUGCACCACCCCACGCUGGAGUGGUUCUCGGAGCUGGGGCUGCGCUGGCACGCCCUGCCGGCCGUGGCCAACCUGCUGCUGGAGAUCGGGGGGCUCGAGUUCCCCGCGGCGCCCUUCAACGGCUGGUACAUGGGCACCGAGAUCGGCUCCCGCAACCUCUGCGACCGCCACCGCUACGACGUGCUGCCCGAGGUGGCCCGGCGCAUGGGGCUGGACACGGGCAGCAGCUCGUCCCUCUGGAAGGACCGGGCGGCUGUGGAGGUGAACGUGGCCGUGCUGCACAGCUUCCAGGUGGCCCAGGUGACCAUCGUGGACCACCACGCGGCCACCGAGUCCUUCAUGAAGCACCUGGCGGCCGAGGGGCGGGCGCGGGGCGGGUGUCCCGCGGACUGGGCCUGGAUCGUGCCCCCGCUCUCGGGCAGUCUCACACCGGUGUUCCACCAGGAGAUGGUCAACUACCACCUGAGCCCCACCUUCCGCUACCAGCCCGACGCCUGGAAGGUUUACGUGUCCAAAGGCACCACUGUCACCCGGAGGAAGACCUUCAAGGAAGUGGCCAACGCUGUUAAGAUCUCGGCCAAGCUCAUGGGACACGUGAUGGCGCGGCGGGUCAAGGCCACCAUCCUCUACGGCACGGAGACCGGGAAAUCACGGACCUACGCCUGGAACCUGUGCCAGCUCUUCCGCCGCGCCUUCGACCCCAAGGUGCUGUGCAUGGAUGAGUAUGACGUGGUGGCCCUGGAGCAUGAGACCCUGGUCUUGGUGGUCACCAGCACAUUUGGGAAUGGGGACCCUCCAGAAUGUGCUGAGAGCUUCUCCAAGGCCCUGAUGGAGAUGACAUCGCCCUACACUGGCACCUCCCAGGCGGAGCCGCCCAUGAGCUACAAGCUGCGGUUCAACAGCGUCUCCCAGUCCGACCAGCUCGUGUCCUCCUGGAAGAAGAAGCGGCGGCAGCUGAGCAACACAGACAGUGCGGGAACCUUGGGAGCCCUGCGGUUCGCGGUGUUCGGGCUGGGGUCCCGGGCGUACCCCCACUUCUGCGCCUUCGCGCGGGCCGUGGACACGCGGCUGGAGGAGCUGGGCGGGGAGCGGGUGCUGCCCCUGGGCGAGGGCGACGAGCUGUGCGCCCAGGAGGAGUCGUUCCGCACCUGGGCACGCCAGGUGUUCCAGGCUGCCUGCGAGACAUUCUGCGUGGGGGACGGGGCGGGGGGCGCCGAGGAGCUGUUCGCCCCGCCGCAGGGCUGGAAGCGCCAGAGGCACCGGCUGGUGCCGCAGCCCCAGGCCACCGAGACUCUGGCCGGUACCGACUCCUCCGGGACCCCCAAACCCUCCCCUCCGUGUCCCCUCAUCGCCAUCCAGUCCCUCCAGUCCCGCUGUUUGGGGCAGAGGAAGAGAGAGGAAGAGGCUGGGGAAAGGAACGGGAAGGGACUGAGGAAGAGGAAGACAAAGGGGUUAGGACUUGGGGCGGCGGGAGGGGAAGGAAGAAGAGGGGAGGAAGAAGGACAGGAGGAAGGGCCCGGGGAAGGAAACGGGACAGAGCUGAGCGCCACAAUCCCCCCAUCCGCAGGCGGGUCCAGCCCCGGGCCCCGCUGGGUGCUGCAGUCCCGGCUGCCCCCCUGCACCCUGGCCCAGGCUCUCACCUUCUACCUGGACGUGGCGGCGCCGCCGAGCCCGCAGUUCCUGCAGCUCCUGGGCUCGCUGGCCCGGGACCCCGCCGAGCGGGAGCGGCUCCAGCGCCUGGCGCAGGACGCGCGGCUGUACGAGGAGUGGAAGUGGUUCCGGUGCCCGACGCUGCCGGAGGUGCUGGCCGAGUUCCCGUCCGUGGCUCUGCCGGCCGCGCUGCUGCUCUCCCAGCUCCCGCUGCUCCAGCCCCGCUACUACUCCAUCAGCUCCGCGCCCGCCGCCCACCCGGGCGAGAUCCACCUCACCGUGGCCGUCGUCACCUACCACAGCGAGAACGGGCAGGGUCCCCUCCACUACGGCGUCUGCUCCUCGUGGCUGGCGCGGCUGCAGCCGGGGGACACAGUGCCAGCCUUCAUCCGGGGGGCCCCCUCGUUCCGGCUGCCGCCCGCCCCCGACACGCCCUGCAUCCUCGUGGGCCCCGGCACCGGCGUGGCGCCCUUCCGCAGCUUCUGGCAGCACCGGCUGCAGCUGCUGCGCGCCGGAGGCGGCCCGCUGGGCCCCAUGGUGCUGGUGUUCGGCUGCCGCUCCUCCGCCCUGGACCACAUCUACCGCGAGGAGAUGGAGCAGGCGCGGCAGCAGGGCGCCCUCAGCCAGGUGCUCACCGCCUUCUCCCGCGAGCCCGGCAGCCCCAAGACGUACGUGCAGGACGUGCUGCGGGCACAGCUGGCAGCCGAGGUGCACCAGGUGCUCUGCCAGCGCGGGGGCCACAUGUACGUGUGCGGGGACGUCACCAUGGCCACCGAGGUGCUGCAGACCGUGCAGCACAUCCUGGCCCAGGAGGGCGACAUGACGCUGGGCCAGGCGGGGGACGUCAUCAGCGAGCUGAGGGACAAGAACCGCUACCACGAGGACAUCUUCGGGCUGACGUUCCGCACGCAGGAGGUGGCCCUGCGCAUCCGCAGCCAGUCCUUCUCCCUGCAGGAGCGGCGCCCCCCGGGCCCCGCCCGCUGAGCGGGGACACGGCGACAGCGGGGACAGGGGCUCCCCGUGGCUGUGCCCCCCGUCCCGCCACCCCCCAGUAAAGGUUUAGUUUUGAUA